Messenger RNA from Gambusia affinis (western mosquitofish), 2337 nucleotides. RefSeq names its product deleted in malignant brain tumors 1 protein (gene cuzd1.1). Lineage: Eukaryota; Metazoa; Chordata; Actinopteri; Cyprinodontiformes; Poeciliidae. Bases 23 to 2215 code for a protein of 730 amino acids. The transcript is spliced from 22 exons. Gene Ontology annotation, cellular component: cell surface. The record is from RefSeq and is a predicted model, not a curated record.
UAUAAGCAGCAGAGGUCAGGAGAUGAAGCAGAUGGAGAGUUGGGGAAACAGAUUCACCAUGAGAGCUCUCGUGUUUCUUUGCAGCGUGCUCAUCGCACAAGGAGUGCAAGGUUGGACGACAACGGAAGGUUGGACGACAACGGAAGCUCAGCCUUCUUGUCGAUACAACUGUGGAUACCACAUGGGAAGCUGCUCCUGCUCCAGUUCCUGUAGGCGGUAUGGAAAUUGCUGCCAUGACUACGACUCAUACUGUGGAUCCUCCAUCUCAACCACCUAUCCAGAGUCCACCUCAUCUCAGCCUUCUUGUCGAUACAACUGUGGAUACAACAUGGGAAGCUGCUCCUGCUCCAGUUCCUGUCGGCGGUAUGGAAAUUGCUGCCAUGACUACGACUCAUACUGUGAACCCCCAACCUCAAGCCCCUAUCCAGAGCCCACCUCAUCUCAGCCUUCUUGUCAAUACAACUGUGGAUACAACAUGGGAAGCUGCUCCUGCUCCAGUUCCUGUCGGUGGAAUGGAAAUUGCUGCCAUGACUACGACUCAUACUGUGGAUCCUCCAUCUCAACCACCUAUCCUGAUUCCACCUCGCCUCAGCCUUCUUGUCGAUACAACUGUGGAUACAACAUGGGAAGCUGCUCCUGCUCCAGUUCCUGUCGGCGGUAUGGAAAUUGCUGCCAUGACUACGACUCAUACUGUGAAUCCUCCACCUCUCCAGAACCCACCUCAUCUCAGCCUUCUUGUCGAUACAACUGUGGAUACAACAUGGGAAGCUGCUCCUGCUCCAGUUCCUGUCGGCGGUAUGGAAAUUGCUGCCAUGACUACGACUCAUACUGUGGAUACGUUGACUCCACCGCUUAUCCCACCUCAUCAGCUCAACAGUCAUGUGAAAACACCUGUGGCAGCUACCUGGGAAGCUGCUCCUGCCAUUACUCAUGUCAGUGGAAUGGAAACUGCUGCCAAGACUACUACUCUUACUGUGAAUGGACCACUGGAGUUCCCACCAUAGGGUCAUGCGGAGGCUCCCUGUUUGGCUCUGGCACCAUUUCAAGCCCCAACCACCCCGACUACUACAACGACAACUCCUACUGCGUGUGGCAGCUCAGAGCUGCAUACGACCAAAGGAUCUUCUUGGCAUUUUCUUACCUGCAAUUGGAGAACUGUUGCAACUGUGACUACAUUUCAAUCCAUGACGGGCCGUACACUUAUUCACCAUACUUGGGGAAAGUGUGCAACAACAACAGUCUGAGCACUUUCUACUCCACCUCCAACUACAUGACAGUGAUCUUCCGGUCGGACAGCUCUGUGGUCGGCCGGGGAUUCAGAGCCGAGUACAUGAGCUCUCUGAAACCCAGCUCAGGUCGUGUUGACUGUUCCUCAGACAACAUGAACAUCGUUAUCAGCCGAACCUACCUGAACUCUCUGGGCUACGAUGGCCACAGUUUGUACCUGGACGAUCCGUACUGCAAGCCAAAGAUUUCCAGCUACGAGGUGGUCUUCAGUUUCCCCCUCAGCUCUUGUGGAACCGUCAAACACUUCAACAACGGCAGAGUUGUGUACACCAACAAUAUUCGCGGAUUUCCCUCAUCGCAAGGAGAGAUUGUGCGUCAGUCUUACCUGAAGAUGAACAUCAACUGCACCAUGGAGCCAGAUUCUGUCUCCCAGAUCAUGUUUGUUGUGAAUAACGGGGGUAACAGCAGCAUCGCUGGUUCGGGGCGAUACAACACCAGCAUGGCUUUCUACACAUCCAGCAGCUUCUCCUAUAAGGUAACUAGUGUCCCGUAUCAGGUUGCUCUCAACCAGGACUUGUAUGUUCAAGUGGACAUGAGUAGGCAGGACAGUAACCUUGUCCUCUUCCUGGACACCUGCGUGGCCGCCCCAUCGCCCUUCGACUUCGAAACCAGACCUUAUUACUUAGUGCGAAAUGGGUGUGCUGUUGACAGCACGUAUCGCCCCAUCUCUUCUGGGAGCUGGUACAGGGCCCGUUUUACAUUCAAGGCCUUCAUGUUCAUGCGAGGCACAGACUCUGUGUACCUCCAGUGCAAGGUCCUGAUCUGUCCCUCCUCGGACAGCAACUCCCGCUGCCGCCGCGGAUGCAGCAGGCGUAGGGCCAGGGAGCUGGAGCCCCAACAUGAGAGUCAAACUCUGGUCAUGGGUCCCAUUCAGCUCAAAAAAUCUGAAGAAGAGAAGGAAGAGCCUGAAGUUCAGAACGAGGCUUAAGUUGUUUCUGCAGAAAUCUCAUCCAAUCAACUCUGUAUUCCUUUAAAUGAAAUGCUAGACUCUGCUCAACCUUUCUUUCCUUUCUCUCUCAUUAUCUGAUUAAAUGCAUUAUUGAAAGACAA